This is a messenger RNA of Aegilops tauschii subsp. strangulata, 1581 nucleotides long. RefSeq lists its product as uncharacterized. Lineage: Eukaryota; Viridiplantae; Streptophyta; Magnoliopsida; Poales; Poaceae. The record is from RefSeq and is a predicted model, not a curated record.
GUAUGCACAUAACAGGCAAGGAACGGAAAGAAAAGGAAAGAAACGCUCGCUCGUCGGAUAAAAAUGGCGAUGAUUAAUUUCUAGCCUAAUCAGUACUCGCACACAGUACUAUAUAGGAGUAUAUUAAUAAUUCGGCAUAGGAGUGGAUUGCUUCUUCUCCGGUCCUCCUCCUGUCCAUCUCUGAUUUCUUCCUCUUGCAGUUACGGUGUCAGUUCCUUCCGCCGGUGGUUGGCCCGGAUCAACUCUCACACACUCCUCCUCCUUCCUCCUCUUGAGUCUUGACCUCCCGCCAACCAUCGCAACCCACCAUAAAAACUCCGCCACUCGAGCUACACAACACAGCACCGCAUUGCUCAUUGCUCAUUGCUGCCUGUGCCCGACCUCUAUCACCUCGUAGGAAGAGACUCGCGUCAUGGUGAGGAGAGGAGGGCUGCUGACUGGUGGGUACUAUGGCGGCGCGUCGUCGUGGAAGGCCGGGAGGGUGAUGAGGGCGGCCGUGGCGGCCUUCUUCAACGGCUACCACUGCUUCAGCCCCGUGGCGGCCAUGCUCGCGCUGCCCUUCUCCGCGGCCGUACUCGCGUCCCAGGCCGCCGCGUCCUCCUCCACGUCCUCGUCGGGGGCGGUGCUGCGCGGCGUGUCGUCGCGGCUCCGGGGGAUGUUCCACGCCGCGGGGUUCCCGCCGUCGCCCUUCUUCGCGCUGCUCAACGGCAAGCUGUCGCAGACCGUGUUCACGUACGCGGCCACGCUGCCCGUGGCGCUCACCGUCCUGCUGCUCGCCAAGGCCUGCGUCGCCGGCGUGCUCCGCGCGGACCCGGCGCACGAGCGGCGGCGGCGGGGGCGCAUGUCGCUCCCGCCCUGCGGCGCCGUGGCGCGCGCGUACCCGGCGCUCGUGGCCACGCACCUCGUCGGCUCCUUCGCCAUGCUCUCCGCCAACGCCGCCGCCUUCUCGCUGCUCUUCCUGGCCUUCGGCGCCGCCGACCUGCUGGGCUUCACCUCCCGCUCGUCCAAGCUCGCGCUCUCCGCCGCGGGCGCCAUCGUAUACUCCGUGGCCGUCGGCGUCGCCACCGUCGUCUGCAACCUCGCCGUCGUGGUGGCCGCCAUGGAGGAGCGCUGCGCCGGGCACGCCGCGGUGCUCAGGGCGUGCGUCCUCAUCAGGGGCCGCGUGCCCACGGCGCUGGCGCUGGCGCUGCCCACCAACCUGGGCAUGGCGGCGGCCGAGGCGCUGUUUCAGCUGCGGGUGGUGUCGCAGCGCCGGAAGGCCGGGAGGCUGGCGCCGGGGGUCGCCGGCGAGGCCUUCUCGAUCGCCUACAUCCACGCGCUCUGCGUGGUGCUGGAGAUCAUCAUCAGCUGCAUGUUCUACCGGAGCUGCAGGAGGAGCGAGGCCGAUGAGCUGAGAGAGCUGGAGCCCGAGGAGAAGGGCGACCUCCAGGCAUAGACAAACAAUAGCCGCGUAGCUUUGUGAUUCUGAGAAACUCUUGGGAGGGUCUCAUCAGACGGUCCAGAGAAACAUACUACAGUAGUAAACUGGGAUAGCUCUACUUUAUUUCCCUUUUUUCUGAAUAGUUUUAUUCGUUUGCUUCC